Molecule: messenger RNA, 816 nt
Organism: Cantharellus anzutake
Lineage: Eukaryota; Fungi; Basidiomycota; Agaricomycetes; Cantharellales; Hydnaceae
Exons: 1
Coding region: 1-816 (271 amino acids)
Source: RefSeq, a predicted model, not a curated record
AUGUCCUUCUCCCUCACCCAAAUCCAAAAAGCCAAAACCAACGCCGCAAUCUUCCUAAAGCGAGCCUUCCCAGGCUCACAAGGCACUCUAACCAUCAUCCCCGCUGCCAAGGCUAUGGACCAGCAAGGAGAAGAACCCCUCCCGUGGGGGAUCAUGAUAGCCGGACUGAUGUACUGCGACGCUGCCACAUUGCUCCACCACCAGUUCUGGCUGUCAAAGGCCUUCUGCUUUGUGGCAUACCCUGCAACGCCCUUCAUCUCGACCUGGAUUGGGAACUGGGCCUUUGCUGCAAACGAGAACGAUAAACCUGCUGUCAUAGAAUGCCUUAAGAGCAACCUCGCAAAUGCCCACACAAAAAUAGGAAAAUACCUCCGCACAAAAAUCCCAGACACAGCUGAACGCCUCUUCAUCAUCGAGUCUGUGAAAGUCCAGCCAAUAAACAUAAUCAAACAAAAUAGCGAGGCCACUCACUGGGCAUUCACAGUUGACUCCCCCCACCCUACCGAUGCCAACCAACAUAAACAAUGGAUCACCGAGGCCGAAGCCACCAUGUGGUACCACACAGAAAUAGCCACUGGGGAACUCCGCAACCCCCGCAACACCUGUAAAUGCUGCAAAGGCAAGGACCACUCAACCUACCAAUGCCCACUUACCAAACUACCAUUCUGGACCGAAAUCUACCCCCGAAAAAACUUCACCAGAAUGAGCACCGUCAGUAACAACCCUAUAGCAGAAGGAAAUCAAUAUGCAACGCAAGAAAAUAUGAUGUCGCACGCUGGACUGAGCCGGGAGGAAGACCCAACAGAGGCUCCAUGA